Messenger RNA from Peromyscus eremicus (cactus mouse), 1146 nucleotides. It is a transcript of the gene Impact, whose product is annotated as impact RWD domain protein. The coding region runs from base 108 to 1061 and encodes 317 amino acids. NCBI's taxonomy places the organism in Eukaryota, Metazoa, Chordata, Mammalia, Rodentia, Cricetidae. Gene Ontology annotation, molecular function: protein binding. Gene Ontology annotation, biological process: regulation of translational initiation. Gene Ontology annotation, cellular component: cytoplasm. The record is from RefSeq and is a predicted model, not a curated record. The transcript has 11 exons.
CUUUCGGUUCCGGUACCCCAUAGGUCUGUGCAGUCGCUGCUUCCUGUCCUCGGUUUCCCGACCUGGGCAGUACGAGGUGGUCGUGGUGUGGCUGUUCCCAGGGGCCCAUGGCUGAGGGUGACGUAGGGAACGACCAGAGGCAGAAUGAGGAAAUCGAAGCCAUGGCCGCCAUUUAUGGGGAGGAGUGGUGCGUUAUAGAUGAUUGUGCCAAAGUAUUUUGUAUUAGAAUCAGCGACGACAUAGAUGACCCCAAAUGGACACUCUGCUUGCAGGUGAUGUUACCGAGUGAAUACCCAGGUACAGCACCACCUAUUUAUCAGUUGAAUGCUCCUUGGCUGAAAGGGCAAGAACGUGCAGACUUAUCCAACAGCCUUGAGGAAAUAUACAUACAGAAUAUUGGUGAAAGUAUUCUUUACCUGUGGGUGGAGAAAAUAAGAGAUGUUCUGAUACAGAAAUCCCAGAUGAUGGAGCCAGGCCCAGAUGUAAAGAAAAAAACUGAAGAGGAAGAUGUUGAAUGUGAAGAUGACCUCAUUGUUGAACAUCAGCCAGCAAAUGCAGUUAAAACAGUAGACUUCAACAUCAGUGAACAUGUACCAGAAAUAGAAGAACUGCCUCCAGUUGACCAUGGCGUUCCUAUCACAGACCGAAGGAGCACUUUUCAGGCCCAUGUGGCCCCUGUAGUCUGUCCUAAGCAGGUGAAAAUGGUUCUUGCCAAAUUGUAUGAGAAUAAGAAAAUAGCCAGUGCCACCCACAAUAUCUACGCCUACAGGAUAUACUGUGAGGACAAGCAGACCUUCCUGCAGGACUGUGAGGAUGAUGGAGAGACAGCUGCUGGGGGGCGUCUUCUUCACCUCAUGGAGAUUUUGAAUGUGAAGAAUGUCAUGGUGGUAGUAUCCCGUUGGUAUGGAGGAAUUCUGCUCGGACCUGAUCGUUUCAAACAUAUCAACAACUGUGCCAGGAAUAUACUGGUGGAGAAGAACUUCACAAAUUCACCUGAGGAGUCAUCUAAGAGUUUGGGAAAGAAGAAAGUAAAAAAAGACAAGAAGCGGAGCGAACAUUAAUCUUGAAACUGUAUGAAAGAUUAAUUUCCGAGUCAUUGUGUACACAUUCCCAGUGGUUAACGAAUACACGAAGACGGCCACUUGA